This is a messenger RNA of Seminavis robusta, 1419 nucleotides long. NCBI's taxonomy places the organism in Eukaryota, Bacillariophyta, Bacillariophyceae, Naviculales, Naviculaceae. The record is from the annotation of a GenBank genome assembly.
AUGAUGCAGCGACUAUCCCACACGCUGCUUGUUCUGGUGGUCAUCAGUCCAAAGUAUCAAGCAGACGCUGUGAAUGAAACAAAGUUGGUAUUGGAUGACAUGGCAAUGCGCUGGGACGGCAAAAGAUACCCAGAAAGAGCCUAUCAAGCAAUUCUAGAUUGCCUUGGAAAAUGGGAUGAGCCCGUCAUCGAAGCUCAUGAUGUUGCUUGGCGUUCAUUCUAUGAGAUGUACAUUAGCCUUCCUGCUGCACAGAACGAGGAAACGAUGUGGAGUUCUAGUGGUGGUCCAUUCUUGGAAACCGAACUUAAGAAGACAGAGGUAUAUGGUGGUAACUUCAAUUCAUUUGGCACUGUGGAAGUUAGAGAGAGGUGCAACUAUGUUUCAAAUAUCGCAUACUACAAUGCUGCUUUGAGGAUUUGUAAAUAUGACGACCGUUGGCAUUCCAACAGCACUUUUCAGUCUGCACUGAUGAAAUCAAUCUCGAUGCAAGCCAUUGGUUCAGCAUAUUUUCAUGGCAGUUUCACUAAAUUGGGAUUCUUUUUUGACACUGAGAAUCAAGGGCUCUCACUCUAUCUUGCAUAUCAAAUGUCCAUUCAAAGUGUUGGAGAGAUUUCUGAUCCCAAUUUCAAUGAAACUGCAUUCCGGACUGGAAGCAACUCGCUGACUCUCGAGGACAUUACUCCCUUUUGGAAGCCUGUUGAUGCAAUCACCUUCCUUCCAUUGGAUGAAGAUUUGCCCUUUACGGAAUGGGCCAACUUCAUAAAAGACCAAAAGAUUCCUGUGCUUGAAGAAAAUGUCUUGGCACUUGUAGCAUGGAUAUGUGUGUCAACGCUUCCCUAUGAUUGCUGCAAUCAAGUAGUGAAUGACGUGGUGGCUCCUAUCUUCAUCAACGACGAAGAGCAGCUCGACUUUUUGAGAAACAUCUACUUCCCACAAGCCAAGAUUGCAGCUGAAAGCCUCGAUUUGCCAAUGCCCCUUUGGAUUGGACUACCCAUUUUGACCAAAGGGGCUGGGGCAGCAAUCUCGUUCCUCUGGGCAUACCUCUUUCAGGAGAAUCGACUCCCAACACCAGGUUUGGAGGGCAUGUACUUCAAUACCACAGCGCUGGGGGCCAUUGCCACACCAUAUGUUGAUUUCUUUGUCAAUUUGCUGACUGGGUUUGGCAAUCCAACCAAGUACAUCUACAAGAACAAAGAGGAGGCUUACCCUGGAGCAAGUUUUUGCAACAGGGAUUCCCCACAUUCCCUUUGGCAUCAGCAAAGCGCAGAUGCCAUAGCCGAACUUGCUUACCUAGGAGACAGACUGUUUAAGGUCCUGGAAGAUCGGAAGGAACGAAUGCAGCACAGAAGUUGGUUUGGAUCUGGUGUCUUUGACAGUUUUCAGAAUGUCCGUGGUGGAAGCCGUGACGGUGAAGACUAG